Molecule: messenger RNA, 645 nt
Organism: Onychostoma macrolepis
Lineage: Eukaryota; Metazoa; Chordata; Actinopteri; Cypriniformes; Cyprinidae
Exons: 7
Coding region: 1-645 (214 amino acids)
Source: RefSeq, a predicted model, not a curated record
AUGUCGUACUUCCACAGAUCUGAGCAAACGGCGAGGCUUUUCCUGGUGAUGUGUGUGUGGGGAAUCCUCCCUCAGCCGGCAGAGCAGUUGCCGGUUCGACAGGGUUUCAAUCUGCUGCUGUAUCCGGUAUCAGUGAUGGGGCCCUAUGGAUCUCAAACGGUUCUGAUCCCAGUGACUGAGCAGAACACACAACACAGCCAAACUCCACAGGCAAACAACAGCAAGAUCAGCGCUCAAAGUGUGUCCAAGCCUUUACAUGCAAAAAGUGGGUUUCUCCAGCCGGACCCUGCCCCUGACUCUGCCCCCAGCCCCACCCCUGUCCCGUCUGAGUCUUUGGUUCAACAGGGGCAGAUGUCGAAUUUCUUCCCCUCAAACGUCCCUCUGCAGGUCUAUUCAUUUGUCCAGCAGGCUGUAAUCUCAGACUCAGGCAGUUCAGAGGAAGGAGCCGCUGCUCAGGUGAUCUAUAUGGUUCCCAUCAGUGUGGAUUCACCCAGCAUGGGUGUGAUGGAGCCCAAUCCUGACCCAGGACACCUGAAGGUCACGACCCCUGCUGUGGCGCAGCCGGACGCUCAGGGACAGCUGGGGAGAACUGCAGGGACAGAGAGAGCCAUGCAGACGCCCACUCCGGGAGAGAAAGGCCUCUGA